Messenger RNA from Volvox carteri f. nagariensis, 1145 nucleotides. RefSeq names its product extracellular matrix glycoprotein pherophorin-V19 (gene phV19). The record is from RefSeq and is a predicted model, not a curated record. Lineage: Eukaryota; Viridiplantae; Chlorophyta; Chlorophyceae; Chlamydomonadales; Volvocaceae. Bases 1 to 687 code for a protein of 228 amino acids. The transcript has 7 exons.
AUGUCGCUGUGCAACUAUGCCAAGGUUACGGUAUGCGGCCGCCUUCGUUUAAGGGACCGUGUGGCCCUGGAAAAUGCUCUCGAGCAGAAGGCACGCCACUGGAUUACUUUGGCCGCCGGUUAUGACCUUUGUGAUCCAGAGCUGCAGAGCUAUUCAGUAUCGGUGACUGUAGGAGAACACACGUACGCAAUGGGCACUAGCUGCGAUCUAACUCCUACGGCCGUGACAACCCGUAUAUGCGACCCGAGCCAGGGCGGCCUGCCGUACAUCGUGGCACCUAGAUAUUUCCUGCUAGCCCAGACCAACAACAGGAGCUCUACAAACGAGUACUGCUUCGGCCUCAGCACGUGGGCCGCAGAGGGCGACUCCCUCUCGCGGAUGGAGUGGUAUGCAAACAGGAGCCUGAGCGCGUGGGUCGCAGGCUUCACCCUCUACUCCAGCACGGGUAACAUCACCGCACUGCCCGCCAGAUGGGCAACUGGCAGCAACGGCAGCACAGACAUACUUCAAGCCAACGAAAUCAACUGGACCACCACGCAAGCCAAUGGUGCUAUGGUUUGUGUGCGGGUCAAAAAGCCGAGGACUCUACAACAGCUGUGCUUUGAAGAUAGGCUGUGCUACGUCUCCUUAUUCGGCAGUAGCGGGGAUCGCUGUCCCACCUUCAAGACGGCGCUUCGGCAGACCUGAUGACGGCAACUUCGGGAAAGUGUCACAUUCGCGCAAGAAGAUAUCUGGCUGACGCCAUCCACGUGGCCAUCUUGGGGAGUUUUUGAGUCCGAGCACGAUCGAUGGAUGCGACUUAACUUUCCUACACAAGAUAUAUACAUACAUACCGGUUCAAAUCCGCCUGCCGGCUCCUCGGGUGUUUGAGGAGUGAUGAAAUGGGAGGUGGCCCCCCAUCAUAUGGACGAUGUAGGACGUGAUAAUAUCAACUUGCGAGCUGACCAGGAACUAAGUUGAUGCGCCGUUGAUCCGCUAGAUUUGGUUGGAUGCUGGUGGUGAGUUGCCGAACCCAACGAAUACAUUCUGAAGUCGGAUGGGGUGACGGAUUAGGGUGCCCCUCUAGCAGGGCAGAGCAGGGACUGCCCCGGGAAAGGGGGCCGCUGGCGAAGUUAACCACCCUGUAACAACAUACAUACCUGCGU